This is a messenger RNA of Lineus longissimus, 4716 nucleotides long. Its product is annotated as serine/threonine-protein kinase DCLK1-like. Lineage: Eukaryota; Metazoa; Nemertea; Pilidiophora; Heteronemertea; Lineidae. The transcript has 8 exons. Gene Ontology annotation, biological process: protein phosphorylation; intracellular signal transduction. The record is from RefSeq and is a predicted model, not a curated record. The coding region runs from base 180 to 3338 and encodes 1052 amino acids. Gene Ontology annotation, molecular function: ATP binding; protein kinase activity.
UUCAAACAUGGCGGCGUUUCUAAGAAGGGUCAACUUUCCCCAUUAAUUAAUCCGUUUUUAGUGCCGAAAGCUGUCAUGAUGUUAGAAUUAAAGGUGCCAUUCCUCAAAAUGACCUAAUAACAAUCAGACCACAGUAGUGGCGCCACCUUUCUACUAUCUGUGAUAAAACUUAACGCCAGAUGGUUGAAGCGAUGUCCCGGCGUACCAACUAUGGGGUGAGCGUCUCACAGACACACCGUGACCUGGACUCAGAUCGCUAUAAGGAGUUACGGCGUCCAAGGAAAGUCCGAUUCUUCUCCAAUGGAGACCGCUACUUCAAGGGAAAGAAACUCUACAUCACGCCGCACCGGUAUAUGUCAUUCAACGAUAUGUUGAGUGAUUUGACUGGGAAGUUACCUGGACAGGUCCAGUUGCCUUACGGCGUGCGUCAGAUUUUCACACCGACCGGAGGGACACGGGUCCGCGACCUUGAGCAGUUGCAAGAUGGCAGUGAUUAUGUCUGCGCUGGGUUUGAGCCAUUCAAGUCAAUCCAGUAUGGCAAAUUCGAUUUGGAGCCAUGGACUAAUGAAUCAACAGGUCAAGACGGCCUCGACCCUCGAAAACAAGCUCACCACCACAACAAACACAACCACUUCCCAGGAUACAACAGUGAUCAGUUUCCUACAGGCGCCUUCCGACCGUACUACAAUCGCGGCGUUUAUGGCGGCUUUAAUCCUAACCGCCAUUAUCGCAGUCACAUGUACCCGCGUGGCCGGGGACCUCAGGGACAGGUAUACCCAGGCAAGAACUUCCUUAGCCAAUCAGACGACAUUCAUAACAAGCCAAAAGUUGUGACUGUUGUACGGAAUGGCGAUAAGCCGCGGAACAUUGUGAAAAUUUUACUAAACAAACGUAGUGUUCAAUCCUACGAGCAGCUCAUGUCAGACAUUUCGGAAAGUUUCGGACCAAAAUGGAAAAAUAAUCGUGUGCGGAAAUUAUUCACAGUGCGUGGUAAAGAGGUGCAAAGUAUAUCAGACUUCUUCCGGAAUGAUGAUUUGUUUAUUGCCGUGGGAACCGAGCCGCUCACGGUAAAUGAAGUGGCGGACAUUUUGAAAGAGGUGGCUCCCGACUCUACUCAGGCAAAGACGUUUAAGAAAGAGUGGGAGAAACAAAAGCGUAAGAAACAAGAUGUGGAGAACGUUGGGGAUUUACAGGAGGGGGAGCGCGAGGAUAAGCGUGAUUCUGGUUUCGGUGAGAGUGAAAGUCAACGAGAUGCGGAAGAUAGGGAUGACGUUAUUUAUGUGCCGCCAAAACAUGACCCAGUGCGUAUUCGACGGAAGAAACCAAAGGAAGUGCCACCUGUGGGUGAAAAGUUGUCAGAGCAUGAAAACGAAGUUGUUACACAUCUUGAUACAGAGAGAAAGAAGGCUGUUGAUGAAGAUCGGUUGCGGACACGGAAGCGAAUGCAGAAGAUGGAGGAAGCGGAAAAACGGGCGUUGGAUGAGGAGCGCCGGAAGAGAGGGUUAGUGCCGCUGAAGGGGACAAGGGAUGACCCGUAUAGGAAGAUGUUGGAGGAGAGAGAGAAAGAACGGGAGAGGCAGCGUGAAGCAGAGAAGGAAAGGAUGAGGAAGAAGAAGGAGAGGGAGGAGAGAAGGAAGGUGGUGGGGGAGGAGGAGGGUGAUGAGGAACAGGUACGACUCAAGGAAGAACAGGAGAGGAAGAAAAGAGAGGAUCGGAAACGGAGAGCGGAGGAGAAAAAACGGAGAGAAGAAGAGAGGCGGCAGGAGGAAGAGGUAGAGCAGGAGGAGCGACGUAGACAGGAGGAAAAGAGAGCAGAGGAGAAAAGGAAAGAGGAGGAACACAAGAAGAAGGAAGCAGAAGAGGUGAGGAAACGGGAGAAGGAAGCUGAGGAGAAGAGGAAACAAGAGAAGGAAGAGGAGGAGAGAAGGAAGAGAGAGGAGGAAAAGCUACGGAGAGCAGAGGAAGAGCAGAAGAUUAAGGGUGCUAAUUCUGCACGGAGUGUUGACACAUCCAAGAAAGCAGACAACACGAAAAAAGUGGAUGAUUCGCCAAAAAAGAGUGUUGAUACGAAAAGGGUUGAGGUGGAUGUUGAAGAGGAAGAGGCAAAGGAUUCAGGGGUUGGGGACGAGGUUGAUUCAACAAAGGAGACACGGAAGACUGUUUCAUCUAAAAGUCGGAAGGUAGAAUUUGCUGUUGAGGAAAAGGAGAAGUCUGAGUCGCCAAAACGGCGAGGUAGUAAACAGGAUAGCGCUGAUAAGCGCCAUAAACGGCGCGACAGUGUAAAAGAUAAGGAAAAUAAAACUGAAGACGAUACUUAUAAUCAGAAACCGCAUGCUCCAGUUGAGAAAAAAGAACAUGCCUCGCGGAGGCGGAGCACAAGGACUAACAAGACGAAGUUAGAUCGACAGGUUUCAAAUGCGGAGCGUGUUUUAGAUAAAUAUGAAGUUGGUAAAGUGAUGGGGGAUGGUAACUUCGCUGUCGUGAAGGCGUGCAAGUUGAAAAAUACGAACAAUGAGUACGCCAUGAAAGUGAUUGACAAGUCAAAGUUAAAGGGGAAGGAGCACAUGAUCGAAAAUGAAAUCGCGAUUAUGAAACGGUGUACGCAUCCGAACAUUGUGAAGUUGAAGGAGGAGUUUGAGACUAAGGAGGAAAUAUAUCUAAUUAUGGAACUCGUUAAGGGUGGAGACCUGUUUGAUGCCAUCACCCAGAGCGUCAAGUUCACGGAGAAAGACUCUGCUCACAUGGUGAAGGAUCUCUGCAACGCCCUCUAUUAUCUACACAGUCGACAUGUCGUACAUCGCGAUCUCAAGCCAGAAAAUCUCCUUGUCCAAAGAACUCGUGACGGCAGCAUGACACUGAAGUUGGCUGAUUUUGGUCUUGCCAUGGAUGUUAAGGAACCCAUCUAUACUGUAUGUGGGACACCCACAUACGUCGCUCCGGAAAUAUUAUCAGAAAUAGGAUAUGGCUUAGAAGUUGACAUGUGGGCAUUAGGCGUCAUCACGUAUAUCCUCCUGUGUGGAUUCCCGCCAUUCAGAAGUCCAGACAGGAACCAGACUGAACUAUUCGAAUACAUCAAAGCGGGAGAAUAUGAGUUCCUCAGUCCGUAUUGGGAUGGCAUUUCAAGAUCUGCGAAAGACCUCAUCGAAAACCUUCUCAUUGUGGAUCGACGGCGACGUUACAAAGCCGUUGAUGUCUUAACGCAUCCGUGGAUUGUCACGUUAGCGAACACACAGGAUGUCCCCUCCAAUAUGGCGGAACAUCGACUCACGCUACGGGCAGACUUGGAGCUGCAAGCCAAAACAGCGUGGGACGCUUAUCGACUACAAUACCUUAUUUAGACAAUCGCAGAUGUGACUUGUAACCUCGUCCUCAUGUACGCUUUGUUCUGGGGACGAGUUUAAGUACUGCUGACUUUUUGUACAUUCGGUUUUGUGCUUGGGGGAAAGACUGUGUAGACCGAUGUAUCUGGUGCAAAUAAUUAGGAUUUCAAAGGUACGAAGUUCAACAUUUUGUGGUGAUUGUGUCUGAUGUCUACGCUAUAUAAUACGGUGAGGCUUCCUUCAUUGUUCUUGGUGAAAAUAUUGGACAUUUACACAAAACCAUCCAGCUGAUAUCAGUCAGCUGGACUGAGAUUCCAGCAUAAUUCCUACGAUAUUCAUUUUGCCAUCAUAAUGUGUAAAUUUUAUGGCGGCACCUAGAGACAUCCCUAUAAUGUUUGGACCUACAAGUCUUCCACUUAAAGUGCCAUGGGCUAUUGAGUACAUUGUAUCUUCAAUGGUCACAGGUGUUUUUACACAAUCAUGUUCAUUCCAAUACAUCAGCGUUGAUCGGUUGUUCAGCUGCAGAGUUACCAAUAGGUUUGAUAAAUCAUGGUUUCUUGCUUGGAUGAAUGGUCAACUUAUUUUGGUUGUCAAUUUCUCACAUUUUGGGGUCAAUUCCUGUUAUUCAUUCUCGUAAUAUGUAUAUUGGUUAAAAGUCUAUUUAUAGCAGAGGUUAAUUUUGUAUAUAUACACCAUAAUUUUAUACAACAAAAAACCAAAGCACACGACGUGUGUGUGUAAAAAUGUAUGAAUGUAAAUAUGGGUCAAGCUCAUUAAAACUGUUCAGGCACACUUAUACUGAACACUUUUAGUUGGAAGAUGUUAGAUUUUUGACUUGUCUGUCUUGUAAAAUAUUGCUGAUUGGUUUGGAGGCCUGCGUGGCUUCACAAUGUUUAUAUGUGUACUUGGUAGAUUUGUAUUUGUAAAUUUUUCUACGUUGUUUAUAGUAACCAUGUUAACAGUUACCAUGGCGAUGGUGGUUAUGGUGAUGUUGAAAAUAGGAAUCUGUGCCAAUUUUUGUCUGUGAUAAAGAAUUCAAGACAAUAUAGGCCUACAGUAAAGUCUAAAAAGUUAAAAGAUUUGGGUGUAUAGUCUAAUAUAAAUAACAGUAGAGGUUGUCCUCCGACAGCCGCAUUUACCCCAUUUUAAUUGUUAAAUUUUGGGAUAAAAUCUGUGAAAAGAAAUUACUGGUAGGCCUCCCUGUCCUGAGCCACUUUGAGAUCAUGGGGUCAGCUUCUUUAUGUUCAAUUUAGCUGCAAACCGUUAUCCUAAAUUUGAUAGAUGUCAGUUAAUGUUAAGUUGUGAUAAUGUAUUUGUUCGUGCAAACAUGCCACUUUAGGCAGGAUAGUCAUGUAUGUAAAUUUUAAGGGGCAGAAUUGUGUGGUUUCCAUAGCAA